AUGCAGUCGACAGGUGGAUGGCGACUGGCUCUCAGGGCAUGUGGAUCUGCCUGGGAUGUCUUGGAAGACGGCUUUAACCGUCGUGGACUGUUUCUCCUUGGCUUACCCAGACUUGCAGGGGACAUUGUCUCCCUGGGAGCCGGCGAGAGGGCAAGGGCAGAGCUGGCCGAUGGCGCAAUUACAACCUCAGAUGAACGGCUUUUUCCCAUGUCGCUCCACACGUCGGGAUCGGUUCUCCCAUCCACACCUUCACCUGACGCUGCAGCAUCGCCCAUGACCGUGAAUCAUUUCCACGGCAAGACUGGCCCGAUUCUCCCUUUUGGGUCAGGGGAGAGACUGGGCAGAGGAGAACAGCAACACCAGCGAGCCCACCCGCAGCCGCGACAGGGAUCUGAAGAGGGGAGGAGAGGGGAGGGGUUGAUCGACCCGUUCGUCCCUCGUGGCGGGCGAGGUCCCGUUCCUCCUCCAAGCUUUGAUCGGACCAGAGAGCGAGCGAGAACCCUCAGGAACAGCGAGAGGCGCCUGUUGAUCGAAAAUCACCGGGUGGGCCAUACUGGUUCGGGGAAUCCGGAACACUCCACCUGGGACCCGCGGGAGCAGAUCAUGACGGACCGCGGGUUUGCGGUUGCUUGGGUUGAUUCUGGUGUCGCCCCACUUGGCACGGUGAUCGGAAGAGAGCCCCGUCUGGAGGAGACAAAAGGGAACGGAGCAGGAGAAGGAGCAUAG
Molecule: messenger RNA, 726 nt
Organism: Penicillium oxalicum
Lineage: Eukaryota; Fungi; Ascomycota; Eurotiomycetes; Eurotiales; Aspergillaceae
Exons: 2
Coding region: 1-726 (241 amino acids)
Source: RefSeq, a predicted model, not a curated record